AUGUCCUUAGGAGCAGCAGCUGUUGGUGCUGCUGCAGCAGCUGUUGGUGCUGCUGCAGCAGCUGUUGGUGCUGCUGCAGCAGCUGUUGAUACUGCUGCAGCAGCUGCUGCUGCGCUGUUGCUGACGGGAAUGGCUCAGCAGCGAAAUUUGUAUACUCGCUUUAUGACGGCGAGCAGCAGCAGCAGCAGCAGCGGCAGCAGCAGCAGCACAAGCAGCAGCAGGUCCCGAGUGCUGCAGCAGUCUUUGCUGCAGCUGAUAUUGUCGCUGCGCCUCCUGAAGUUUCUGCUGCUGCUGAGGCGUGCACUGCAGCUGCUGCUGCAGCAGGCGGUGGAAAUGGCCUGCUACAGAAGCAGCAACAGGAGCAGCAGCAGCCCCCACCCACAGCAGCAGCAGAAGCAGCAACAGCAGCAGCAACAGCAGAAGCAGCAGCGGUUGCACCCACAGCAGCAAAAGCAGCAGCAAUAG
Messenger RNA from Eimeria necatrix, 465 nucleotides. RefSeq lists its product as hypothetical. The coding region runs from base 1 to 465 and encodes 154 amino acids. NCBI's taxonomy places the organism in Eukaryota, Apicomplexa, Conoidasida, Eucoccidiorida, Eimeriidae. The transcript has a single exon. The record is from RefSeq and is a predicted model, not a curated record.